AUGAAUGUGGAUGCGGAGCAUACAGAAAGACUACAUAAACAGAAUAUAGAAAGAGCAAGAGUACGUAAUAAUAAUCUUUAUGAACAACAGUUAGCUUAUAGUAGACAAUUAACAGAUCAAGGUCUUGUCAGAACAAUACCGGUACUUCAGCAAACCGAAUCGUCAUUAGAUUUAGAAUUAGAACCCGAACCAUUACUAGCACAUUGA
This is a messenger RNA of Dentiscutata erythropus, 207 nucleotides long. Lineage: Eukaryota; Fungi; Glomeromycota; Glomeromycetes; Diversisporales; Gigasporaceae. The record is from the annotation of a GenBank genome assembly.